This is a messenger RNA of Lasiosphaeria miniovina, 749 nucleotides long. RefSeq lists its product as uncharacterized. Lineage: Eukaryota; Fungi; Ascomycota; Sordariomycetes; Sordariales; Lasiosphaeriaceae. The record is from RefSeq and is a predicted model, not a curated record. The transcript has a single exon. Bases 164 to 592 code for a protein of 142 amino acids.
CAUGGCGGCCUCAGGAACCGCAUCUACCUUGAGUUCCAUUGCCAGGGAAUAAUACACCACGUCGAGUUGGAGGGAUGCCCACGUGACGGCACGAGUCGUCCAGGGUCUCUAACCCCUUGUCCCUUAUCCUAGCCAGCUUGGCUUGGCUUGACGACGAGUCAAGAUGCCGGACAUCCGUGGGGACGCGCGUUGUCUCCCUGAGAUGCUGCCCUGGCUUGUUUUAUUUGCUCUACUGACCAUGGAGAGCAUGCUCGUGUUGCCUCGACGCCGGCAGUGGUAUUCACGAUGUCAGGUCGCUUUGGGAGUGAAAUUUGCAUAUUCUCUCGUCUUCCUUCGACUCUGUAUGCCCUUCUCUUGCCACUUGCAAAUGCCGACAUGCCCCCCCUUCUGUCACAACCAUUUCGCCCCAUCCUGCUAUCCUGUUUCCUGCCGUCCAUCAUGCUGUCGACAGCUGCUCUCUAAUCGCCACAGCCACCCGAUCUCCGUUGUCUCUAGCAAGUCAAUCCAGGGGCAGCGAGCCGUUAGCCGUGCAGAAGCCGUGCAGACGCCGUGCAGAAGCAAAUCAAAGAUGGACUAUAAACACGUGAGAUGACAUCUCCCGGUUGCUUCAACUAAGAGACUCUAGACGGGUAAGCCGGCUUACCCCUUUCCGGGGCGUCGUGGAUCGAGCCAUCUGCUCAGUCAAUGCCGAAUCCCAAUCAACCCUGCCUACAGGGACGGUAUUGUUGUCCAAAUCCAGCCCCUGGCCC